GGUUCUUGUUUCUUAAGUUAAUUAGAUGAUUCAACUGUCGAUUGACAAGUCAAUCAAAGGUCCUUUAUGCUUAAGUUGUAGAAUUAGGUCUCUUCAAUGUCACGAAAAAAUUCGCAAACGAUGUCUGACCAUAUUCAUGAGCAUAUGUCGUUGAUGAAUAUUUAGAAAAUUAGUGGUACUUCGGGGUACGAACUAUUCCCAGGGUAAACGUCCUAAGCGACUAUGCGUAAACUCAAAUCAAGUCAUAUAUAGUCUCAGAUGCGUGCAGUCGUAUGAAAUUAACAAUUUCCUCCCCAGGGUGAUUUAGUCAUUCCAUACGUGACAACAUGAAUGCCACCUUUUUGAUGAGAGAGGAAUGGUUUGCAUAUGAUGAAGAGAAAUUACUGCAGUGUCUAGCCAAGCGAUGAGCUUUGGACCCAUUCUAUAAUAUUGUUCCUCAAGUACUUGCCAGUAGUUAACUGCAGCAAAUUGUUAUUAUAAUUCAUAGUCAUUCUAUCGUCUAGCCACAAAGAAUUUCACUUAAAACUGAACGUCAAUGAUACAUGAUCCAUGGGCAGCUUAAGGCAAAGCUCGUUUGGUGCAGAACUGCACAGAAACUUUUCAACUGGCCAAAGACAAUCUAUACAUUCAUCUUACAGCUCUUCCAGACAGAAAAUAACAGACAACUUCAAAUUUCUACUUAAAUACAGCUCUGACUUUCACGCUAAGCUGCGAGGAGAAGAUGUUUCUCGAAAAGAGACAAACAGUGAGGUGGCAACGAGGCUAAUUCAUUUUCCUGUCAUAACAAAAUCUUUAGAAACAAGUGAUCCACCACCUGUCAAGGAAACUAAAUGUCUCAAAAGGAUGCAUUCGUGGAAUGACCACGAGGGAUGGGAAAUUAGAAGAACCUCGAACAUAGAAAGGCCUUGGGUAAGAGGGGAAAGAAAUAUUGCAUCAGUUUCUGCACAGGAAACAAAACCCUCAUUUACACAAAUCAGACGACCAAUGAAGGCGGAUUGCGGAGGGUUCUCCCUUCCAUCCCCAUCAGAAAGUGCAAUAAAACUUUACUCGACCUCCUUCCUAUCAAGUGAAAAAUUUACAAAACGUCAUGAUUUGCAUACAGGAGCGGGGCAUUCAUUCCCUUCGCUUGUCUAUUCAGGCUCCAUGGGUGAGUCAGAUGAGCUCAUCUAUCACGAAGCAGGUUAUCCAGCGGUAAAGCUACUUGUAAGAGGCAAGGGAACUUUCGACUGCGCGCAUGCGAAACAGACAAGCUUUCCUGUAAAAGCCACGUCAGAGAGAAGUGUUGAAGAAAGUGACAAUACUUUGAAGACGCAUGUCGAGACUGCAGAAACUGAUUUUAAUGAAGUGGAGACAAAGACUGUUAGGUUACUUGAAUGGCUCUUGGAUCAAUCGGAGAUCAAAUCAUGAAAUUUGAAGAACAUUCCAUUAUCAUUUCCAACCUCUCUACGGCCAUAGGGCAUAUCGUAUUGUGAAUUUUUAUAUCAUUAUUACUUGAAAGAAGUGAUAAACAUUCAUCCAGUUUUCAGUUAAAGUAUAAUAAUAUACUUUCACUAUUGACGCUGUUUGAAUUAUUAAACUGAUUGUGCAACGUAUCACCGACGCAAAAUUAGCAUUGGUCAUGAUAUCAUAAAAUGCUUAAAGAAGAAAAAAUUAAGGGUUGGGGCAACCCAUUCCUUUUAAUGUAAACAGUUUCUGUUUAGGAAGAUUGAUUCAACUUAAAACUGCCAUUUAAAAAGUGCCUCGUUCCUCUUUGCACUAGAUGAAACAGAUUAAGUGAAGGAGGACAAAGGGAGUCUGUUUGAGAAGGAAGCCUGAACUUUUAGUCCAAAGCGGAGAGGUUUAAUUCUGUCCGUGGGAUUCAGUCUCUCAGUACAAGCAAGAGAAUAUAAUCUCUUGGCACAAGUAGAUAAUGUCUCAAGCGCUUGCUGUAGGCAUGUACCUCAAAAACCGGUGACUUGUUAGCAAAAGCUAUAGAUCGGUUCUAAUGUUUUUUUCGCCACUCGAUGAGAGGAGAAUUUGGUGGAGGCCUAAGUACAACAGUGAUUAAGAAGGAACGUAUCAUGGAAUUACUUUAACCCAGCUAAUGGCCAACGGAUAAAAGUCAGCCACGCUAACUUCAACUUAUUGAUUUCCUAUCGAUAGUUGACCGGUUUACUUGCUUCACGUCGAAACGUAACAGUUUCUUGGAUAAAAGAAUAAACAGGGUGAGUUUCCAAAGAAACUGUGAUGCUGCGUCGGUGGA
This is a messenger RNA of Pocillopora damicornis (cauliflower coral), 2242 nucleotides long. RefSeq lists its product as uncharacterized. Lineage: Eukaryota; Metazoa; Cnidaria; Anthozoa; Scleractinia; Pocilloporidae. The record is from RefSeq and is a predicted model, not a curated record.